AAGAUUUCUCCACACGACAAAUUUAAGAAUUUAACAAGCAAGAAAGCAAGAAGAAACUUCUGCAGAUAACCACAUACACCGUAAAGAGUGGGACAUUAUCAGAUGACUUCAAAUGAAAUUGUGAACUUGUCUUUAUAUAUCCAAUAUUUAGCAGCUUAUCAGCAUUCUUGUUAAGAAAUAUGAAUGAAAGUCCCUUAAUAAGUGAUGAUUGGGUUGCAAUCCGAGAUUUUUCCAUAUUCUCUGCAAAUAAGAAUAUCUCAUCAAGUGAUGACAUAGAAGUAACAUGGAAUGAUGAUAAACAUUUUAUAAACAUUCAUUACAAAGUAAGAGAAACUGACAAUGAAAACAAUAACAGCAACACUCACCAAGGGAAUGAUUCACUAAAAUGGAAACACAGUGUAUUAUACACAGUAGAAGCACUCAUAGGUACACACCGAUUGCUUGAGAAUUUAAUACCAGAGUUCAAUGUUAUGUUACCUGAGAUGCCAUUACAACAAAAAGGUUUUUGGGGUUAUUUACUGUCAUCUGUUGUUCCAGAAAAUUUCGAAUCUAAUUUAACAGAGUAUUUGAAGAACAUAAAAAGUAAACUUGGGGAAAAAUACUUUUUAGAACAAUACUUUGAAGUUCCAUCUGAUGAAGAUCAUUUAGAAGAUUUAAAUGAAUUAAACAGAGCAGCCCUUUUGGAAGAGCUGCAUUCUGCAAAGGAAUUGCUAGAUGAAGUACAUAUUCUUCGUCCAACAUCAAUCAACCUUCUUGAUACGUUAAGCAUCUACGCACUGGAAGAUGAAGCUCAAAUGAAAAUUGAUCUUGCUGAAGCUACUCUGUACAAUUUUGAAAGACAACCAUUUAUUGAACUUAGAGAAGUUGCAAGAGAAAAAUACAGAAAUGCACAAAAGAAGUUACAGGAACAAUGUGAUGAAGAUGAAAAAUUGAAAAUAUCACAAUCUUGUCUGAAAUGGCAAAAUGAAUUAAAGGACAACGAAAUCUGUUUAAAUGACUUACAGUUAAACUACUUUGAAAAGUGUAUGGCUAAUCUUACUCGUUCAUGCGACAUGAUGGUGGAAGAUAACGUGAAAUAUGGAGUGGAAUUUCAACAAUCAGCUGGUGCAAGAAGGUUGUCGAAGAAAAAAAUCGAACUUUACCAGCUUAAUCUCCAACUCCUUCAAUUAAGGAAGAAAAAAUUAAUUAUUAAGCGUGAAAAUGCGAAAACUGAAGUAUGCCAGCUCUGUGAUGGAGAACAUUUGGAGAAAGAGCUUCAGGCACUGGAAAGAAAAUUUUAUAAAGCCCAGAUGAAUAUAUUUGAUUUGCAAAUGAAAAUUUUGAGUGAAGAGGAAAGUUUAUAUCGUAUGCAGUUAUUGGAAUUUCUACAAGAUCAUCCAGAUAUUACCACAUAUCAUAAUGGUCUUCCUCAGAGUGAUUUAAAUGAUGAUGUAAAGAAAGAGUGUGAGAUUGAGCCAGUAAAUCGGAUAGAUGAAAUUGAAAAGGACGACGUAAAGCAAUACCAUAAAGAGCAAUAUGAUAAAGAGAAAAAAAAAGAUUAUGACGAUGAUGAUGACGAUGAGGAGAAUUUUCACGACUGUGUUGAAGAACAUGAAGUUCAAAAUAAAUAUUUAGAAGAAUCUGAUAUUAUCAAUCAAUUUGUGGCUGCACUUCCAACACAAAGCAUCGCAUAUACUAUUUCAUCAUCUCAGGAGGAGAUUGAAAGCAAUGUUGAUGAACCAGACAGUGAUAAAAGAAAUAUACCUCUGAAUGAUAUGGAAUGGAAGAGAAAACAAGAAUUAACUACAAUGUUAAAUCGUGUGUUUAGAAAGAGAGCUUGGCUACGCAAUAAGCAGAGAAAAUUUACUGGUGUAUGGAAGGAAAAAAUUAACGUAAGAAAAGAAGCAGAGGAACUUUACAAGAAACAUCAUGCUGUACACUUAAAAAGACGAGAAAGUAAAGCAGCGAUGGAGAUAAAAAAAGAAUUUCUUCAGGCUGAGAGGAGGAAAACAAUUCAGAGGUUGAAGGCGUAUCGGACUAAAAAUCCUGACGAACCGGUCCGGGUGCCUGCACGUUACGCUCUUCCUAUUAGAAGAACACGUAAUCUAAUGACCAAGGUUCCUUUUCGACCUGGUGGCCCCAGUGUUGUUUUACCUGGCUCAAAUAUGUCAUUAAGGUUUAUGUCCGAUGCCGAAGUUAAUAAACAGAAAAUAAAAGCAACCACAAGAAAUUCCGAUGAAAAGGUCAAUAACAAGAGAAAGUCGUCUCUAAAACUUGUAGCCGACGAAUCAGAUACGCCAUUAUUAUCACCGUUGCCGCCCCCAUCGAUACCAACCCCAACGAUACCACCCCCGCCUCCGCCUUUGUUACCCCCACCGCCUGUGCCUCCACUACUACCACCGCCCCCUUCACUCACAGAACACCAGUCCAAAAAUCAAACCAACAAAAAAGAAUCCGUUUUUCCGAUUCCUCCAAAGCGUGAAAAUUUAGCUCUUUCACCAAAACAGCAAAACACAACAUUAGACUUGUCGAGUAUAAUAAAUGCCAGAACGAAAUUAAAGAAAACAACACCGAACACAUCUGACAAUCGAUUGAGUGAUGUCACUGCAAACAUGUUGAUGAAUGCUUUGAAUAAAAUGAAGAAAUAUACAAGUGAUUCAACAGACGAUGAAGAUGAAGAGGAUUCUAGUUUUGAUUAAUUCAAUUAUUCACGAUUAUUUUCAAACAUAUCUGUGAACGAGUUUUGUACUGGAAAGUGUACGUUGAGAUUAUUUCACGAUUUUUUUUCAAGCAUAUCUGUGAACGAGUUUUGUACUGGAAAGUGUACGUUGAGAUUAUUUCACGAUUAUUUUCAAACAUAUCUGUGAACGAGUUUUGUACUGGAAAGUGAACCUUGAGAUUAUUUCACGAUUAUUUUCAAACAUAUCUGUGAACGAGUUUUGUACUGGAAAGUGAACCUUGAGAUUAUUUCACGAUAAUUUUCAAACAUAUCUGUAAACGAGUUUUGUAUUGGAAAGUGAACCUUGAGAUUAUUUCACGAUUAUUUUCAAACAUAUCUGUGAACAAAUUUUGUACUGGAAAGUGAACCUUGAGAUUAUUUCACGAUUAUUUUCAAACAUAUCUGUGAACGAGUUUUGUACUGGAAAGUGAACCUUGAGAUUAUAUCACGAUUAUUUUCAAACAUAUCUGUGAACGAGUUUUGUACUGGAAAGUGAACCUUGAGAUUAUUUCACGAUUAUUUUCAAACAUAUCUGUUAACGAGUUUUGUACUGGAAAGUAAACCUUGAGAUUAUUUCACGAUUAUUUUCAAACAUAUCUGUGAACGAGUUUUGUACUGGAAAGUGAACCUUGAGAUUAUUUCACGAUUAUUUUCAAACAUAUCUGUAAACGAGUUUUGUACUGGAAAGUGAACCUUGAGAUUAUUUCACGAUUAUUUUCAAACAUAUCUGUGAACGAGUUUUGUACUGGAAAGUGAACCUUGAGAUUAUUUCACGAUUAUUUUCAAACAUAUCUGUGAACGAGUUUUGUACUGGAAAGUGAGCCUUGAGAUUAUUUCACGAUUAUUUUCAAGCAUAUCUGUGAACGAGUUUUGUACUGGAAAGUGUACGUUGAGAUUAUUUCACGAUUAUUUUCAAGCAUAUCUGUGAACGAGUUUUGUACUGGAAAGUGUACGUUGAGAUUAUUUCACGAUUAUUUUCAAACAUAUCUGUGAACGAGUUUUGUACUGGAAAGUGAACCUUGAGAUUAUUUCACGAUUAUUUUCAAACAUAUCUGUGAACGAGUUUUGUACUGGAAAGUGUACGUUGAGAUUAUUUCACGAUUAUUUUCAACCAUAUCUGUGAACGAGUUUUGUACUGGAAAGUGUACGUUGAGAUUAUUUCACGAUUAUUUUCAAGCAUAUCUGUGAACGAGUUUUGUACUGGAAAGUGAACCUUGAAGCUCUCUUAGUGUUUUUUUUUUGUUUAAAUUUUUUAAUCGUUUAAAAUUAAAUUUAUCAAAUUAUUUUUUGUCAUGAAUUGCGUUAAAAUUAGCAAAUCUUAUGUAUUUUUAUAUAUUUUAUAUAUUACCCUUUUUUUUAUAUUUUAUAUUCGCCAUUUUAAAAAGGCAGUAUGACUCGGGAAUCGCUCCAAAAAUGUUUGUGAAGAACAGUCAAUGGAUUCAAAGAAAGUUUACAGAAAUAUAGAAUUACUAUGUUCAA
Hydractinia symbiolongicarpus is the source of this 4177-nucleotide messenger RNA. Its product is annotated as junction-mediating and -regulatory protein-like. NCBI's taxonomy places the organism in Eukaryota, Metazoa, Cnidaria, Hydrozoa, Anthoathecata, Hydractiniidae. The record is from RefSeq and is a predicted model, not a curated record. Gene Ontology annotation, cellular component: cytoplasm. The transcript is spliced from 10 exons. The coding region runs from base 180 to 2678 and encodes 832 amino acids. Gene Ontology annotation, biological process: Arp2/3 complex-mediated actin nucleation. Gene Ontology annotation, molecular function: Arp2/3 complex binding.